Messenger RNA from Acinonyx jubatus (cheetah), 2096 nucleotides. Its product is annotated as serine/threonine-protein kinase SIK2-like. The record is from RefSeq and is a predicted model, not a curated record. The coding region runs from base 1106 to 2053 and encodes 315 amino acids. Gene Ontology annotation, molecular function: tau-protein kinase activity; protein serine/threonine kinase activity; ATP binding. Gene Ontology annotation, biological process: protein phosphorylation; microtubule cytoskeleton organization; intracellular signal transduction. The transcript is spliced from 2 exons. NCBI's taxonomy places the organism in Eukaryota, Metazoa, Chordata, Mammalia, Carnivora, Felidae. Gene Ontology annotation, cellular component: cytoplasm.
CUGGGAAUGUCUUCAUUUCUUCCUCAUUUUUGAAGGACAGUUUUCCCAAAUGUAGGAUUCUUGCUUGACAGCUUUUUUCCUUCAAUGCUUUAAACACAUGAACCCAUGCCUUCUAGCCUCCAAGGUUUCUGAUGAGAAGUCUCCUCACAACCUUAUCAGUGAAAAUAUGAUGAAAAGCAAUCUUCCUCUGAGCUUUAUAGAUGUUAAUAAUGAGCCUUAUCGUGUUUUACACAACACAACAUUUCCUUAUAUGUUGUAGCACCGUUUUGAGACCAGGAACUGGGUAUUUUAAGUGUAGACAUUACGAGGUGUAUACAAGCCAAAAUUACAGUUUUCUAAACUUGAAGUGAAAGGCCACUGAACCAUCUUAUAGAUUUUGAUUUCUAACAAAGUAAAUAUCAAUCUUGAAAAGCCCACACAAACAAACAAAAAGCCCAUUGGGGGUCUUUUUUUUUUAUUGAGUAAAGGGGUUUUGGGAAUAAAAAGUGAGGAAACCACUGUGGUCUCAGACAUCCCCAGCCAUGAUUGCAUACUUGGCCCAUUUCUUGCUGUGCCCUCACAAAGCCCCAUUGUGAAGUCAUGGCAAGACCUGUCUAUAUAAGACCCUGGCUCGGCUGGGUGUUUGGUCUUUACAGCCCAGGAAGCUUUGGUGACCUGUUGGCCUUUGACCCUAGCUAGUUUGAUUUCGACUUCUCUUUUUUUCAUUUUGUUUAUUUAGUUUUUUAUUUUCAUUUUUCUUUUUUCUCUACUCCUUUUCUCUCCCAAUUUUUUUUUUGCCUUUUUCUGUUUUUACUUUUUUCUUUUUUUCUCCUUUUUUAGUUUUUCUUUUUCUCAAUUUUUCUUCGUUUCCUCCCUUCAUUUUCUUUGUGUGUGUGUGUGUGUGUGUGAGUGUGUGUGUGCGCGUGUGUGUGUUUUUCAUUUGUUUCUUUUGUGUUAGCGUUUUAGUACAGUUAGUAUAGUUCAUAUUGUUAGUACAGUUCAUAUUGUUAGUAUAGUUCAUAAGCAUAGUAUUGUUAGUAUUGGCAAAUUUUGUAGGUUGGUAUUGUUGGUUAGCAUAGUCCGUGUAAUUAGCAUUAUUUAGCGUUAGUAUAGUUAGUAGGUCACCAUGCUUCAGGGGCGUAAGGCCAUUACCGCUGGUGAGGAGGACACCUGUAUUUACGAGAUCCCCAAGACCACCAGUGAGGGCAGCGUCCCCACGAUGAAGCUGGCCCCGCACAUCCUAACCGGGAAGCAGUCUGAUGUGAAGUUCAUCAGGAAAACCCAGAAGGACCCCGCUGGCCUCCAGGGACUUUGUCGUGAAGCCCAGAAUAUGAAGACCUCAAGUCACCCAAGUAUUGUCGUGUCACUCGAGGUGAUCAACACCAAGAAAACGUUAGUCCUCCUUUCAAAAUAUGUAAGCAGAGACAAACUGUGUGAAGAUUUUACGCACCAUCGCCAAGUGACGGAGGAGGUUCCAGACAAAUUCUGCCAGCUGUUAUCGGUUGUGGAGUACUGCCACCAACAAGGUAUGAUCGGCGAGUAUCAGAAGCUGGAGACACUGCUUUUUGACAAGAAGCUGAAGCAAAGGGACGACACCCCUUCCGCAAACGCUUGGAGCCUGGGGGUGGUUUGGUACUGCUUGGCCACCGGGUUUGAGCCGUUUGAGGGGGAAGUCUUCUGGGAAGCGGAACGAAAUAUCGAAAACAGGGAACACAGUGCUUUGAUUUUCAUGUCCCUGGAGAGUGAAAACAUGUGGUACACGUUGACAACUAUCCAGCCCACGAUCAGGACACCAAACAGAGUCCGCUGCUGGGGCUCCAUCCCAACCUGUUCCACCACAGGCCUGUCUUCAGAACGGAGUAGUCUGACCUCCGAAGGGACCAGCAUAGUGACCACGAUUAGCAGGCCCAGAUGCAACUCACCAGCCACAAACUCCAACACCAGCAGUGAAUGCAGGCAGCCAGGGAGGAUGUCCCUAGAGCCAAAAAAUCAGGUUCUCAAAGCUCUUGAUAAAUUCAAAAAUUUAUUCAAAAAGAACAAUAAAAUAGAACCCCAAAAAAAUGCAAAUAAAUGAGAGCCAUAAGAGAGCCACGUGUCCGUGCCUUUAUUUUAUUUUG